UGAAACCAACUUCAAAUAUUACAACAAGUUAACACAAUAAAGACUUUAAAAUAUUAGCCUUGAUGUAUAUUUUUGUAUCCAUCUUAUUGAUUGUUUUUCCGCCCCUUAUAGCCUUUUCACCUCAAGGGUUUUUAAUCAGAGAGCCAAAAUGCUUGUAUAUGGCAAAUCCUGGACCCUGCAAGAAUUGGGUAAAAGUCUGGGGCUAUGAUUACAUGACCAAUCGAUGCAUUUUCUAUUUCUACGGCGGCUGUGGCGGUAAUCCUAACAGGUUCUAUGAGAAGGAUGAGUGCGUGCGAACCUGUCGCGUGACCAGAGAAAUGAUAAGGUAUAAAAGAGAGAGCUUGGACGAAGAGCAGGAGGAGGAGGAGGAGUUCGAGGAGGAUAUCGACAACUGGGAUAGCUUUGAAAAUUGGGAACCUUAAAAGCAAAUACUCUCAGGAAAGUGUAUUCAAAUACCGCUCUUCUCACGGAAAAAUUGGCCAAAGUUAUCUUUUGAUUCGUUGAGCAAACGUAUAAUUUCAGUUUUGAAAGAAAGAACUUCCCGUCGAGUUGCA
Drosophila kikkawai is the source of this 554-nucleotide messenger RNA. Its product is annotated as tissue factor pathway inhibitor. NCBI's taxonomy places the organism in Eukaryota, Metazoa, Arthropoda, Insecta, Diptera, Drosophilidae. Gene Ontology annotation, molecular function: serine-type endopeptidase inhibitor activity. The record is from RefSeq and is a predicted model, not a curated record.